CCAUGACAACAAUAACAAAGAAUGACUGGAUAGUUUUCUUUAUUUAAAUAGGUACCUCUUAAUUUAUAGUACGUCGGUACUACAAUUUACAAAUUACAUUUUACCUAAAUACACAUUUUAAACUUAACACUAUAUUUUAUUAAUUUCCUUUCAAUACCUAUUUAAGUUUAACACAAUGAAGAUUACUGUGACGACAUUCGAAGAUCAUUUGUUUAUACUUGAUGUGAGCGAGGACUUGGAGCUUAUUAAUUUCAAGGCAUUAUGUGAAGUUGAAACAGGAUUCCCAGCACAACAAAUCGGACUUUCUCAUAAUGGUCAACUUUUGGGUGACGAAUUUAAAACCAUGAAAAAUUUAGGUAUCCACGAUGGCGAUGUAAUUUUUAUUGAAAGAGUUACAAACAACUCUGCUGGACGCUCAUUAAAUACUUCAACUAGUAGUAUGCAUAAUUUUAUAACAUUAACAACAAUGUAGUUGGUUAAUAUUUAAUUUUUUUAUUUUUGCAUAGGUCUUAUAUCACAAUUCGAUUUUAGUCGAAUUCAAGUGCCUGGCACAUCUAAUAGUUCCCAGAACACUGCCAGACAAAAUAGAUUAAAAGAUGCAGAAUAUGUCAAGAAUUUAUUUCUCUCCAGUCCAGAACAACUAGCUCUCCUUAAACAAAAUAAUCCUAGGCUUGCUGAGGCUUUAACUUCAAACAAUUUGGGUUAGUAUUUAAUAAUUAGGUUAUGAAAUUCUUACACUUCAAAAUGUAGGUAUUCAUAAUAUAUUAUAAUAAAUAGAAUAUAUUAAAUAUAAACCCCCUUUAAAAAUGUAUCAAUCAUGUCUUAAUACAAUUUUAUAACAACUGAAUAAUUUCAUAAAUUUUUUUUCACUAUUAACUUAAUUUACACUUAUUUACAUUAGAUACUGUUACUUAAUCUUUUUGGCUUCUGAAGUGUACAGUAUUUACUUAGCAUUUUUGGAAUUAAUCCAAAAUGUGGUAGUUUUUAUUAUUAUUAUUAUGAUUUGUUAUUAUUGAAGUCAGAAUAAGUCUAUCUGACUUAGAUUUAGAGUUACUAAUGUUUAAACCCAAGUGACUCACCCGGUCUCUAGAUCCACCAAAAAUGCUGUUAUUUUUCAAAGUUUAUGUAUAAUAACUUCAAAAUUAAAUAUGAUAGAUAAAUUUUGUUUAUAUCAAUGGAUUAAACAUUAAAAAUCACACACUUCGAAAAAACAAAUUGAAAAUGUUCUCAUUAAGACAUAGGUGAAACAAAAAAUCCAAAUUUUAUGAAGUUUUUCCCUAUAACUUCUUAAUGAAGUUUGUUUGACUUUUUUUUUAAGAUUCAUAAUAUACAGGCAAGAAAAUACAAAAAAAAAAAGUUGGGUCGUAAAUUAGAUUUAUUCCGGUGAAUUUUAGCAAUUAAUAGGAAAUUAGAAACUAUAACAAAUAGUAUUUUAAUCUGAAAUUUCUAAUUUUAGUCUUUAAAUUGUUUUGAAAUUAUUAAUUUGUAUGCAAUUAUUUUGUAGAAGAGUUUUCAAAAAUUAUGAAUGAACAAAUGGAAGAUCGAAAAAGACGUGAAGAUCAAAGAAUCAAAAUGUUGCACGCUUCUCCAUUUGACUCUGAAGCACAGAAACUUAUAGCUGAAGAAAUACGUCAAAAAAAUAUUGAAGCUAACAUGGAAGCAGCAAUGGAAUACAAUCCGGAAAUGUUUGGAACAGUUGUCAUGCUUUACAUUAAUUGUAGAGUGGAUGGACAUCCUGUGAAAGCAUUUAUUGAUUCUGGAGCUCAGACUACAAUAAUGUCAUCUGCUUGUGCAGAAAGAUGUAAUAUAAUACGUUUAGUUGAUACUAGAUGGUCAGGAUUAGCUAAAGGUGUGGGUGUACAAAAGAUUAUUGGCAGAAUACAUAUGGUUCAAGUAGCAAUUGAAAAUGAUUUUUUAACCACUAGUUUUUCUGUUCUUGAAGAUCAACCAAUGGAAAUGCUUUUAGGGCUAGACAUGUUAAGAAGACAUCAGGUAAAUUCAACUAUCAACAUUUAGAACAUGGAUUACACUUUAUUAUUCAUUUCAAAUAAAAAUUUAAUCAAUAUUUAAUAAUAAUUAUUGUUCAAUUUUAUUGUAUAAUUAGUGUUGUAUUGAUCUUGAACACAAUGUUCUGAAAAUUGGAACCACAGGAACUCAAACACCUUUUCUGUCUGAAAGUGAGUUGCCAGAUUGUGCCCGUUUAACUGCAUCUAGUGAUUAUAACAUACACAAAAAAGAAGAUAGCGAAUUAAGAAAAGCUAUAGAUGAAAGUAAAAAAAUGAACCAAAGCGAUGGUAAAUAUUUUAAUUGUACAUAAAUUAUUAUGAAAUUAAAUUUUAUAUAUUUUAUUUAUAAUAGAGCAUAUAGGUAACCAUCAUUACUUUGUUGUGUUUAAUGAAUUAGGUAAACGAAAAAGGAAUGCUUACUUUGUCCAGGUUCCACAUUUCCUAUUAUUUCCAGGUAUCCGUUGAUUUCCAAUUAAUGAUAUAUAGUAGUUCCUUUGUUUAUGUAUUUUAGAUUUUAUUUGCUAUUAUUCUAUAGCAUUCUUAUCUAAUUAAUUGUUUCUAUCAUUUAACAUUUAUUUAUUUUAUUAUAGGUAGUAACAGCAGUUCUGUUCAAUCAUUUAAUGAAACUGAUAUCCAAGAACUAAUGAAUUUAGGAUUUUCUAGAGAACAGGUAUACAUUAUAAUUAGUUGAGUAUUUCUUCUUUAUCUCCUAUACCUUCAUCCCAACUAUUUGGGAUCAGCCACCCUCGUUCUAAACUUCCACUUGACCUAGUCAACCGCUUGCAUACACCAGCAGUCCUCGUAUCAUUCUCAUUCACAUCUAAUCACCUCUUCUUCACUUCUUUCCUAUUACGUUUACUUUCAUUGUAAUGAAAGUAAACGUAAUAGGAAAGAAAUGUGAAGCAGUAAAAAUUAAAAUUCUUACUGCUUAAAAAAGAUAAAGUAUCUAAAUUAAAUUAUUAAAUAUCUGCCACAUUAUUUAGUUUGGAAAAUUUAAAUUUAUAAAUCAAACUUUUCUAAAGAGUUUGAUAAGCAUUUUAACAUUCAUAAAAAAAAUCACAUAUGUAUAUUAAUUAACUUACUGAACUUAUUAAUUCUAAUUAAUUAAUAAUUUAACCAUACACUAUCAUAUCUUAUUAUGUAUGUAAUUUUAUUAUGGUAUUGUAUAUAGAUAUUAUGAUAUUAUAUCGAACAGGACAAACUGAAAUUCCAUGUAUUAUAUUUUUAAAAUUUAAAAUUAUAUUAUAAAUUGAAGACCUAGAUAUUCUCAUCUCUGCCUACACUCAUUCUCUGAUAUUUGUUUUGCCUACUGCCCAACUCUUCAAAUCAUAUAACAGUCUCGCCAUAUUGUGGAACUUAACUUUAAGUCUCGUUAGAGUUCUCUUCUCACAUAUAACACCUGAUAAUUUUCUCCACUUAAACCUAUAUUUCUCAUUCUCAUAAAAGCUACGGUUCUUUUGUACAAUGGGUCCUAGGUACUUGAAACUCUCAACCUCGCAUAUAGCCACUUAUUUUCUUUAAUUCGCCGUAAUCUUCCAAACUCAUAAAUACUCCUUUGUUUUAUUUUUUCUUAUCCCUAGGUCCUUUCUUUCAAGGAUUACUCUUCAUUCCUCAAGCCAAUUGUCAAUUUAUUCCAGAUCAUGCAUUGUAGUCCUCUUGCAUCUCAAGUACAUUCGAGAUCAAACUUUUCACCAAAGUCUCGUUUAGAAGUCCUCAUAUUGUUUGACAAUAUUUUAUACCAGCUCUAAACCUGAUGCUACGACAUUUGUUGCCUCUUAUGACAGGUAGAAUUUACCGUGUAUUUAUUCUAAUCUCCAUUCAAAGAGUAUGGUUUUUUCUUCUAUAAAAGUGAAUUCAUCUACCCUAUAUUUGAGGAUUUAUAAUUUUUUACAUUAUUAUUUUGUCAUACAGUUAAAAUUAAUAUAUAACAUUAAAUAUUAGAUAAAAUUAAAACCUUUUGUACUAACCAAAAUAAUGUGAUAUUAUCAAAAUAAUAGUAAUUAAUUAAAGUCAGGAGAAUAAAAGUUUGGAUAAAAAGUCCUUAAAAUAAAAUUUGUAUCAUAUUAUAAUAUACACACUGAAAUAAAAAAAUGUACAAACAAUUAUUAAUUAUAUUAAAAUAAUAACCUUUUUUUUUUUUUUUAUUAAAAAUAUAAAUUAAAUUUUUUUCCCUGAUAUGACAACAUAACCUUAUGUCAUUUAAAAAUUCAUCAACUGUGAUUUCGUCCUCAUAAGUUUUCGAUAUUAAGUUGUUUAAACUAAACUUUUUCUCUAGAAAGUGGUUUAGUUUAUUCUUUGCUAAUUUGCCUAAUUCACAAAAUGCUAUUUUUGCUUUAUCAGUCCCUAUUUCAGCACAAAAUUUCUUUGAGUUUCCAGAUAGUCUAGUGAUCAUUGCUAAUUAAAUGUGAAAACUAAUUAUUCCAAAUCUCCUAAAUAAUGUUGGUUCAGUGUUUUUUUGUUAUUAUUGGUCAAAUAUCUUAUUUUAUAAAAAUAUAAUAAUUUUAUCUUACAGAUUCUUUGUCUGAUAAUCAAUAAACAUAUCCAGACUUUUUAUUUACAUUUUUAUAAAAAGGAUUUUUUUAAUCAAAAUGACGAUCUCCCCCAUUAUUUAUACAUAAUAUUUAUGUAAUGUUCUAUGUACUAUUCGCAUUAUAUUAUUAAGCACUGAUUUUAAUUUACUUCUUUUUUAUUUUAGGUAAUUCAAGAAUUAAAAAAGUUUGGUGGAAAUAAGAAUGAAGCAUUGGCCUCUUUAUUCUCCAAAGCAAUAAAGUUUUGACAGUUGUCAGUGAAUUUAUAAAAUAUGAUUAUGUAUUCUUCCCUUUCGAGACUGUUUUAAUAUAUAUUUCAAUAAAUUUCAUUUGUAUUUUUUUUAAUUUUUACUUGCAUCUUUAAAAAAAUUGUGUGGUUGACUUUAUGAUCAUUAUUAUUUGAAGUAUACAUAAUUUUAAUAUAGGUUCCUUUAAAAAGAAAUUCAUAAUUAUUUUAUAAAAAUUGUGUUAAAUCAAAAGAUUUUAAUAUUUUUUAUUGAAUCUUAUAUAUUAUUUUAUUUUAAAUGCACUUUUCUAAAUUAUUUAGUUUGGCAAUUAUGAGUUUUUUUAUAUUCCUUAGUAAUAAGUUUUAUCGCUGGUAUCGUGUUGAUUUUAUAUUAGAGACUGUAUUUAUAUUGUGAAAACUAUUUGUCUAGUAUUUUAUAAUCAUUAGAGGUAAUAAGUUUUUUUUUUUUUUGUUAAUGUUAUUAUUGUAAACUUUUAAAAUAUUAACAAUUAAGGUAAGGUUUUGGAUUAUUGAAAACAGUAAUAUGUUAAAUAAUUAGUAGUUUCUUCAUUACCUAAAAUAUUGUGUUCAAAAAAUUGCGUGAAAUUAUAAAAAAA
Messenger RNA from Cinara cedri, 5377 nucleotides. NCBI's taxonomy places the organism in Eukaryota, Metazoa, Arthropoda, Insecta, Hemiptera, Aphididae. The record is from the annotation of a GenBank genome assembly.